AUGGAUACCAGAAACGAUGAUAAUAAUAAGGCAUUCGAAUACGUUAGCAAUCUGUGCGAAAGUGGGAAGAUUGUUAAUAACGAAGAAAUCGAGAAACUGUUUCGAUCCAUUGAUGAUGUGGAUUUCACAUUGAUCAAGAGUACAGAGGAGGAUGAUGCUCGAGAUCCUCAAGUGGUAGCCCAAGAGGAGAUCACGCCGACUGAAGCCCCACCAGAAAGUUUGAAGCAUUCGGGCGUAACAAAGAGUAAAUCUAUGUCAAAGCACUCGAGUGCUGUGUGGCAAUAUUUCGAAAGGGAAAUUAAUAAUACAGCCCGCUGUACGAUUUGCAAUAAAGUGUACAAACAUUGCGGAAACACAUCGAACUUACUUCAGCACCUUAAUGGACGCCACGCGUUGUUUUGCUCCCAAGCUGUCAGACUGAAGCAAAAGCAAAAGGCUAGAGUGACUUCCGAAUCUAGUGACGAUCGUGACGAUCUUGAUGGCCCUCCACCGAAACAAGUAAAAUUCAAACCACAGAAGGAGGCUUCUGACAAAAUUACAAAUGCCAUUUUGUACAUGAUCGCGGCCGAUAAAAUGCCAUUAUCUAUAGUGCAAAACGACGGCUUUCAAUGGGUCAUAAAAACAUUGGCACCUCUCUACACUAUGCCGAGCAGAAAAACCGUGACAAGAUUGAUAGACGUCCGAUAUGAAGUAUUGAAAAACCGCUUUAUAAGCACCCUCAAGGAAGUUGACUCUUAUUCUAUAACAUGCGAUAAUUGGACAGAUGUCGGCAACCAAAGUUAUCUCGGCGUCACCAUCCACUAUGUAACUAAACAAAUUGAAAUGAAGAAUGGAUGUAUUGGAGUUUUUCCGAUGAGUGAAAAUCACACAUCACAGUAUCUCAGAGAGUGCUUAAAUUCAGUCGUGGAGGACUUCAAUUUGGACCAAUCGAAAAUUAUGGCAGUCGUUACAGAUAAAGCGGCCAACAUCAAGAAAGCUGUACGCGACUUUAUGGGACAGGACAAACAUGUGGCCUGUUUUGCGCAUACUCUAUCUCAUCUCGUACCAGACGUACUAGUCGCUAUGCCCAUUGUGCGGGAUACGAUUGCAAAAGUGAAGGCUAUAGUCACAGUCACAAAAAGAAGCGUCGUGGCUUCCGAUGAAUUAAAGAAGUUGCAAAUGCGAGACGGAAAAACGGAAGGAACUGCAUUGAAAUUUAUUCAAGAUGUUCCUACACGUUGGAACUCGACGCUCUACAUGCUAGAAAGAUUUGUCGCUCUCGAGGAAUAUGUUUAUCCGGUUAUGUCGAAGUGUCCGAGUGCACCAGAUAUGUUAAAACGAGAAGAAAUGCAAAUGCUGAACGAUGUCAUAUCCCUCAUGAAACCAGUCGAGCGUGUCAUCACUGAAGUCAGUGGAGACUCCUAUCCAACAUGUAGCGUUAUCAUCCCGUUAGUUCGAUGCUUGAAAGUGGCCGUUCGAGAAUGUAACCCUUUAACAAGGUGUGGAAUCGAAUUUAAAGAAAAACUCGAAAAAGCGAUUAAUAUACGAUUUAAAGAUUUUGAGUUGCACAAAAUACUAGCAAUUUCAAAUAUACUGGAUCCAAGAUUCAAGAAAAUCCACUUUGAGAGCGCUCUGGCUGCUUCUUCUGCAAUAUCGCAAAUUAAUGAUUACAUUCAGAAGGAUACCGUACAAAAAACGUAUAACAAAGAAUCCGUUGAAUCGAUAGUAAAGACCGAUGUCUGGAGCUUUCAUGACCACUUGGUUGCGAACAAAGCUGACUACAGUACUCACAGCGAAGACAUCAGUUUCGAAAUAAGACAAUAUUUGAGCCAACCAGUCAUCCGACGUCAAGAAAACCCUCUUAAGUAUUGGUCAUCGAUGAAGCUCGCGUUUCCGUCAUUGUAUAAAUUGGCAUUAAACUACGUCAGUAUUAUUGGAACAUCGGUGCCAUCCGAAAGGCUGUUUUCUGAAGCUGGUAACAUCAAAACCGACAAUCGGAGUAGACUAUCUGGUGAGCACUUAAAUAAACUGCUGUUUCUUAGUUCGCUUUCACGAGAGGAUUGGAGUUGUUUGGAGUAACAAUUAAUUGUCAUGUGCUAUGUUCCUAGUUCCUAUAACUAUGUUCCUAUAUUAUAACUAAUGUCUACAACUAUGUUUCUAUACUAUA
Molecule: messenger RNA, 2146 nt
Organism: Solenopsis invicta (red fire ant)
Lineage: Eukaryota; Metazoa; Arthropoda; Insecta; Hymenoptera; Formicidae
Product: zinc finger BED domain-containing protein 4-like
Exons: 5
Coding region: 1-2058 (685 amino acids)
Molecular function (GO): protein dimerization activity; DNA binding
Source: RefSeq, a predicted model, not a curated record